Molecule: messenger RNA, 261 nt
Organism: Trichoderma virens Gv29-8
Lineage: Eukaryota; Fungi; Ascomycota; Sordariomycetes; Hypocreales; Hypocreaceae
Exons: 1
Molecular function (GO): protein binding
Source: RefSeq, a predicted model, not a curated record
GCCGGCUUGUUCCCCAUCGCCGCGCGAUUCAACCAUGCGUGCGAUCCCGUCAACAACGUGGAAUAUGAGUUUGACCAUGACAAUGGCGUUCUUACGAUGAUGGUGCGAGAAGAUAUUACUGCUGGAACAGAGCUCAAGAUUUCAUAUGGGAAGAAUCUGAGCCCGCAGGACUUAUAUUUGUGCUAUGGCUUCAGAUGUAGCUGUGGGGGGUGUAAGGGGUUGAGUGAUAGGGAGGUGGAUACUAUUUCUACGCAGUGGUAA